Molecule: messenger RNA, 3827 nt
Organism: Ailuropoda melanoleuca (giant panda)
Lineage: Eukaryota; Metazoa; Chordata; Mammalia; Carnivora; Ursidae
Gene: DAB2IP
Product: DAB2 interacting protein
Biological process (GO): regulation of GTPase activity
Source: RefSeq, a predicted model, not a curated record
GUUUUCAGGAGUCUUUCUAGACUUCUUGUACCUGGAGGUUGUGCCAUGUGGUUACCUGUAUGGAAGACUGUAAUUUUCCACUUGUUCCCUGGAGUACCCGGAAAUCUCUAGAUGUUGUCAUCGCUGUGUUUUUUUAAGUCAUUUUUGAAAUUUCAACUUGGAAGAGAGAUUCAGCAUGUGCUUUGCGGGAAGGGGAAGCACGUCUGAGCACACCUCUUAGCUGCUGGCCCGGGCUGAGAGGUACCCUGACUUGGCUGAGAGAGGCACUUGGCUGCACGCCAUUCUCAGGAAUGAGCCUCUGUGGCCUCGGACUCCUUGGUGACAACCUUGGCAAGUUUCUGGGCCGGGCCAGAGCACCCGCUCUGUGGAGAUCCCGCCAUCCUCGCAAACCAGAUCUGGCUCCCAGGCACCUAGUGCCCAGACCGGGGUCAUUUGAGAGGCCUGCGCUUCCACUGCCAAGGUCCCAUCUGAUGCCCAGGCUGAAGGAGUCUCGCUCACACGAGUCCCUGCUCAGCCCCAGCAGCGCGGUGGAAGCGCUGGACCUCAGCAUGGAAGAGGAGGUGGUCAUCAAGCCCGUGCACAGCAGCAUCCUGGGCCAGGACUACUGCUUCGAGGUGACAACGUCGUCCGGAAGCAAGUGCUUCUCGUGCCGAUCGGCAGCCGAGCGGGAUAAGUGGAUGGAGAACCUCCGGCGAGCGGUACACCCCAACAAGGACAACAGCCGGCGUGUGGAGCACAUCCUGAAGCUGUGGGUGAUCGAGGCUAAGGACCUGCCGGCCAAGAAGAAGUACCUGUGUGAGCUAUGCCUGGACGACGUGCUCUAUGCCCGCACCACGGGCAAGCUCAAGACCGACAAUGUCUUCUGGGGGGAGCAUUUUGAGUUCCACAACCUGCCACCCCUGCGCACUGUCACCGUCCAUCUGUACCGGGAGACUGACAAGAAGAAGAAGAAGGAGCGCAAUAGUUACCUGGGCCUGGUGAGCCUGCCGGCUGCCUCUGUGGCCGGGCGACAGUUCGUGGAGAAGUGGUACCCAGUGGUGACGCCUAACCCCAAGGGUGGCAAGGGCCCCGGGCCCAUGAUCCGCAUCAAGGCGCGCUACCAGACCAUCACCAUCUUGCCCAUGGAAAUGUACAAGGAGUUUGCCGAGCACAUCACCAACCACUACCUAGGGCUCUGUGCAGCGCUCGAGCCCAUCCUUAGUGCCAAGACCAAGGAGGAGAUGGCAUCGGCCCUGGUGCACAUUCUGCAGAGCACGGGCAAGGUGAAGGACUUCCUGACGGACCUGAUGAUGUCAGAGGUGGACCGCUGCGGGGACAACGAGCACCUUAUCUUCCGGGAGAACACGCUGGCCACUAAGGCCAUCGAGGAGUACCUCAAGCUGGUGGGCCAGAAGUACCUGCAGGAUGCACUAGGUGAGUUCAUCAAAGCGCUGUAUGAGUCGGACGAGAACUGCGAAGUAGACCCAAGCAAGUGCUCGGCCGCCGACCUCCCUGAGCACCAGGGCAACCUCAAGAUGUGCUGCGAGCUGGCUUUCUGCAAGAUCAUCAACUCCUACUGUGUCUUCCCCCGGGAGCUGAAAGAGGUGUUUGCCUCGUGGCGGCAGGAGUGCAGCAGCCGCGGCCGGCCCGACAUCAGCGAGCGGCUCAUCAGUGCCUCCCUGUUUCUGCGCUUCCUCUGCCCGGCCAUCAUGUCACCCUCGCUCUUCAACCUGCUGCAGGAGUACCCUGACGACCGCACCGCCCGCACCCUCACCCUCAUCGCCAAGGUCACCCAGAACCUGGCCAACUUUGCCAAGUUUGGCAGCAAGGAGGAGUACAUGUCAUUCAUGAACCAGUUCCUGGAGCACGAGUGGACCAACAUGCAGCGUUUCCUAUUAGAGAUCUCCAACCCCGAGACCAUCUCCAACACGGCCGGCUUCGAGGGCUACAUUGAUCUGGGCCGUGAGCUGUCUAGUCUGCACUCGCUGCUCUGGGAGGCUGUCAGCCAGCUGGAGCAGAGCAUUGUAUCCAAACUGGGGCCCCUGCCUCGAAUCCUGAGAGAUGUCCACACAGCACUGAGCACCCCAGGCAGUGGGCAGCUGCCAGGGACCAAUGACUUGGCCUCCACUCCUGGCUCGGGCAGUAGCAGCAUCUCGGCCGGGCUGCAGAAGAUGGUGAUAGAGAACGAUCUCUCUGGUCUGAUAGAUUUCACCCGGUUACCGUCUCCAACCCCCGAAAACAAGGACUUGUUUUUUGUCACAAGGUCCUCCGGGGUCCAGCCCUCACCUGCCCGCAGCUCGAGUUACUCGGAAGCCAACGAGCCUGAUCUUCAGAUGGCCAAUGGUGGCAAGAGCCUGUCUAUGGUGGACCUCCAAGAUGCCCGCACGCUGGAUGGGGAGGCGGGCUCCCCGGCGGGCCCCGAGACGCCGGGCACCUCUGAGGGCACCCCCGGCCGGCCCCAGCUGUUGGCGCCGCUCUCCUUCCAGAACCCCGUGUACCAGAUGGCGGCUGGCCUGCCACUUUCACCUCGUGGCCUUGGCGACUCGGGCUCCGAGGGCCACAGCUCCUUGAGCUCCCACAGCAACAGUGAGGAGCUGGCAGCUGCCGCCAAGCUGGGAAGUUUCAGCAGCGCCGCGGAGGAGCUGGCGCGGCGGCCCGGGGAGCUGGCGCGGCGGCAGAUGUCACUGACUGAGAAGGGCGGGCAGCCCACGGUGCCACGGCAGAACAGUGCCGGCCCCCAGCGGAGGAUCGACCAGCCACCGCCACCCCCCCCACCGCCUCCUCCUGCGCCCCGUGGCCGGACGCCACCCACCCUGCUGAGCACCCUGCAGUACCCGCGGCCCUCAAGUGGAACCCUGGCGUCGGCCUCACCUGAUUGGGCUGGCCCCGGAGCCCGGCUUCGGCAGCCCUCGUCCUCGUCCAAGGGUGACAGCCCGGAGCUGAAGCCUCGUGCAGUGCACAAGCAGGGCCCUUCACCUGUGAGCCCCAAUGCCCUGGACCGCACAGCCGCUUGGCUCUUGACCAUGAACGCGCAGUUGUUAGAAGACGAGGGCCUGGGCCCAGACCCCCCCCACAGGGAUAGGCUAAGGAGUAAGGAGGAGCUCAGCCAAGCAGAAAAGGACCUGGCGGUGCUGCAGGACAAGUUGCGAAUCUCUACCAAGAAGCUGGAGGAGUAUGAGACCCUGUUCAAGUGCCAGGAGGAGACAACACAGAAGCUGGUGCUGGAGUACCAGGCACGGCUGGAGGAGGGUGAGGAGCGGCUGCGGCGGCAGCAGGAAGACAAGGACAUCCAGAUGAAGGGCAUCAUCAGCAGGUUGAUGUCAGUGGAGGAGGAGCUGAAGAAGGACCAUGCUGAGAUGCAAGCAGCUGUAGACUCCAAACAGAAGAUCAUUGAUGCCCAGGAGAAGCGCAUCGCCUCCCUGGAUGCCGCCAACGCCCGCCUCAUGAGCGCCCUGACGCAGCUGAAAGAGAGGUACAGCAUGCAGGCCCGUAACGGCGUCUCCCCUACCAACCCCACCAAAUUGCAGAUCACUGAGAACGGCGAGUUCCGAAACAGCAGCCAUUGCUAACCUGCCCGAGGAGGGAGGACUGUGGUGGCCCGGGGCCGGCCUCAGCCCGGGGAGCCCCAGCGCGGGGGCGGGAGGCCCAGGCCCCCCCCUUCCCUCCACCUGCGGUCCAGGAGGUGCCACGGAGGGAGCCUCAACAGACUGACGCAGCGGGGGCCCGCUGCCCUCUCUUCUGGCCCAAGAAGCGAGUUCGGUGCAGGCCAAAGAGACUGCACACGGGGGGGGUGGGACAGCCUGGGGAGAGCAGGAGGCUGCCAAAAUAUGUCUCUGUUGGUUAUUGAA